UUAAAAAGGUAGUUUAUUUAGCUUUUCACUAAACGUGUAUUAUUUGAAUAUGACUUCCUCAACGUUGUCAACUAGUCUUGCUACACCGUUUACUACCCUACUCCCAGUUCGCUUUUUUAUCUCCUAUACUUCCUUUAAAAAAUAAACUGGGCGUCUCUCUCAUGUAAAAACAGGGCUAUAAAAUAAUAGGAAUCUCCCGGCUCAACAGCAGGGCUGCACCUCUCAGACAAUGUGACUUUCCCAUACAGCACUUGUAUUAACACAGCAAGUGACACGGUCUAGCAGCUGAGAUGUCGAUAAGGAGCAUGCUGGAAUUCAAGGAGCUGGGCGCUGAAGAGAACUCGGACACCGACCGCGACUUGGACAGCGUCAAAGCGCUCACCGAGAAACUGAAGUUGCAGACACGGCGACCGUCAUACUUGGAAUGGAAGGAGAGGCUGCAAUGCCAGCCUUGGAGAGCUGGCGAGAAGGGACAGGACGGGUCUGAGGUACAGUGCCCUAACAAGACCGAAGACGAGGAUUUAAAGGAGGUGGACGCCCUUAAGAGCAGCAGCAGCAGCAGCAGCAGUACAGGUAGCAAGAGCGCCAGUAAAGACGGGGCUGGCACUCUGCAGAAUAUCUGUGGGUUUCACACCAUGGAUGACGCAUUGAACUGGUUAAGGAAAGAACUAAGGGAGAUGCAAAUGCAAGAUAACCAGCUCGCACGGCAGCUCAUGAAGCUACGGGGGGAGAUCAACCAGCUGAAGGUGGAGCAGGUGUGCCACCAUCACAAGGAGAUGCUCGACGACGCCACCUAUGGGUUGGAGGAGUGUGGGGAGGAAUCUGACCUGCUGAGUGACAUCCCCCUGAAAGCAGCUUUCUCGCUCUCCACGCCCCUCAAACACAUCGGGGUCACCCGGAUGAACAUCAACUCUCGCAGGUUCUCUCUCUGCUGAGGCUGGGAGAUACUGCACGCAGGUAACAGGGGUGCAAACCAUUAAAAAAAAAAAAAAGCGCCUACUGGUGGUAAAUUUUCAAAGCCCGUCCUAAUCAAGCUCCCCUCACAACUUCCCACGAGACACAACCCUUCUCUCCUGUGUCUGUGGAUAAGUGUGGGUUGGUCAUGUGAGCAGUCUAGACCCAAUGAUAAACUAUCAUCACCUUUGGUUGCUAAGGAAUUUAAAAAAAAUUAAACAUGUCUGCUGGCGCCAGAAUUUAAAGUUGCUGAUGCUAUAUGAGGUACCCUGGCACUAGAAAGUUGCACCGUUGUGCCAAAUUUUGCACCUCUGGGUAAACAGCUCAGGUUGGGCUUGAUUUCAUAAACUUUUCAUAACAUUUUUUUUUAAAGAGUUUUUAUAAACAUUCUCUUAGGUUAAACAGUGCUUAGAAAACUGAAAAUUGACUUCUCACAGUCGAGAAGUGGUUUAAUGACCUGAAAACUUAAUUUUUUUAAUUAAAAUGAUCUAUAAUAAAAUGUUAUGUAUAGAUCCCCACUGUCUUCAUCAGCAGCUGUGAGGGAACUAAUCUUCUUUUUCAUCAACAAAUUUCAAUGGAACUGGAUCAUGAUUUGGAUGAGAGAAUAUCUUUGGGACUGUAUGUGACAGGAAUACUGUAUGUAGCUCCAAGCCAUGAUAGUCUAUUUUUAGUUCUCAAACUCUGCUCAGGCUACAGGAGAAUACACUUUGUUUCAGUCUAAACUGUAUCUUGCUGCUAUUACUAAAGAACUACCAAACAAUUGUGAGGUUCUGCUGUAGAUUAAGCGAAUGUGCCUGAAUUUUAUAUCUUGUAUAUUCUAUUAAAGUUUAUAAA
Messenger RNA from Acipenser ruthenus (sterlet), 1788 nucleotides. RefSeq names its product protein FAM167A-like. NCBI's taxonomy places the organism in Eukaryota, Metazoa, Chordata, Actinopteri, Acipenseriformes, Acipenseridae. The transcript is spliced from 2 exons. The record is from RefSeq and is a predicted model, not a curated record. Bases 291 to 935 code for a protein of 214 amino acids.